AUGGCUGUGCAGCUGUUGGCCGACGUUUUCGAAAAGGAAAAGCUCAUCAAAAAGCGGUUCAAGGUGAAGGGUUACUUAGUGGAUUUCCCACCACGACGGGUCAUGGCAGACGAAGAAGAUGAGGAUAAGAAGAAGGAGAACCCGAUAAGUACGAAGGCGAUGGAGAUGAAUGUAUCCGCUCUCAAGGUCAUGUUUUCCUACUUCAGGGUGACAAGUGGUAAGAAAGUUCCCAUCCAGAAGUUGGAGGCAGCACAGGGUGUUCGGGAACUCUUUGAGAUCAUCAAGACGUUGCGGGAUGAGGAAGACGCUAGCGCCGAUGCGGGCGGCGAGGGCGAGGAAGAGGAGGAGGUCGAUGAUGAUCCCCUUUCCGAGGGUUGCGAGGAGGAUGUCAGUUCAGCAAGCAAGGGUUCAAAUAAGUCUUCGGAGACUGCAAAGGAUAUGGACGAUGGCCGUGGUGUGGCAGCUGCUUUGGCGGAUGUUGAGCUUGAUUCUCAGGAAGAUACCCAGGCCCCGAGGUGGCGGUACAGGUCGAAGUCUACUUUGCAGUCUUUGGCGACCACGGCUGUUCUUGGCGGCUCCAAGGAAAACCUUGGAUCCCCUGCUGAGUCCUACGGGGGUGCAUUGACAGGGGGCCAGGAAGAGGAGCUGCAGAAGCUUCUGCAGGAAAUCAGUUUGUAUGAGUGCGGCGAGCCUAAGCAUCCGGAUACCGCCCACCACGAUGCCCUGCUCCUCAUGAUGGGGUCCCCAACCCGUGCUUCAACUGUCCGAGGAACCGGUGAGACACCACCUACCUGCAAGAAGCAGCUCUUCGCGGAUGAUCCAGCAUGGCAGCUGAAUCCCGACCAGGGUGGGCCUCCCGUGAGUGAGGCACUCGUGCGAGAAGAUGCACCGGGGCUUGAUGGAGAGAAGGUUGGGCCUCCCGUGAGUGAGGCCAUCGAGGUGGAUUCGAGUCCGGAGAAGAUCAAACCGGAGCCACAGUCCCCGGACCCCAAGCAUGCAUUGGUCCAGCCGGUUUCUUUGGAUGAUCAGCUUGCACUUCGGGCCGGUCUUCGAGAGAAGCUCCGUCGCAACAGAGGCGGCAAGAAGGCUGGCAAGGUGAGCAAGACCAAGAAGGGCAAGGGGUGCGCCGAUGAAGGCUCUGGUGAUGCAGGGACGGGGGCCUCGAAGCGCAAACGUGGCACCUGCGAUGCUGAGCCUGCCUCGCCUGUGCCAAAGGCAAAGGCGAAGGCAAAGGCAAGAGCGACGGCGAAGGCGACGCCUAAGGGUAAAGCCAAGGCCAAAGCGAAAGCAAGGGCCAAGGGCAAAGCGAAAGCAAAGAGUUCGCCGCAAGGGCCUGUCGAUAGUGGUGUUGCUCUCAAGUUGAAGCCGGAUCGCAGCCGAACUGGCUACACCGAGUGUGGCACCCUUUUGCUGGGAUGCUCCAGCUGCCGCUGGGGUGUGCUUGGCUGCGGGACUUGCCGUCGCACGAAUUUCCACGGUGCCCGGUGGAAUGCCGUGGCAUGCGCAGAGAGCGAGGAGUGA
Symbiodinium necroappetens is the source of this 1521-nucleotide messenger RNA. NCBI's taxonomy places the organism in Eukaryota, Dinophyceae, Suessiales, Symbiodiniaceae. The record is from the annotation of a GenBank genome assembly.